Coturnix japonica (Japanese quail) is the source of this 2457-nucleotide messenger RNA. Its product is annotated as ketosamine-3-kinase. The record is from RefSeq and is a predicted model, not a curated record. NCBI's taxonomy places the organism in Eukaryota, Metazoa, Chordata, Aves, Galliformes, Phasianidae.
GCAGCCAUGGAGGACGCGUUGAGGCGGGAGCUGGGCUCGGCGCUGCUCCGCGCUACCGGGCACUCGGGGGGCGGCUGUAUCAGCCAGGGCCAGAGCUACGAGACGGACGGCGGCCGGGUGUACGUGAAGAGCAACUCGAAGCCGGAGGCUAGAAGGAUGUUUGAGGGAGAAAUGGCAAGUCUAGAAGCCAUCCUGAAAACAGAGACAAUAAAAGUGCCUAAACCCAUCAAAGUUAUAGACCUGCCUGGGGUCAGUACCCUGUUUGUGAUGGAACAUUUGGAAAUGAGAGGCUUAAACAGGCAUUCAUCAAAACUUGGAACACAACUGGCUGAUCUCCACCUUCAUAACCAGCAACUUGGAGAGAAGCUGAAGAAAGAAGAGAGCACAGUUGGUAAAGGGCAAGGGCAAAUGGAAGUCCAGUUUGUGGAUCAAUUUGGCUUUCACACAGUUACCUGCUGUGGCUAUCUUCCACAGGUGAAUGACUGGCAGACAGACUGGGUGACUUUCUUUGCCAGGCAAAGAAUCCAGCCCCAGAUGGAUAUGAUUGAAAAGAAUUCAGGAGACAGGGAAGCGAGAGAACUUUGGGCUCGACUUCAGCUGAAGAUACCCAGUUUGUUCUGUGAUGUGGAAAUUGUUCCUGCUCUCCUGCAUGGAGAUCUCUGGGGAGGAAAUGUUGCAGAGGAUGAUUCUGGUCCAAUUAUCUUUGAUCCAGCUUCCUUCUAUGGCCAUUCAGAGUAUGAGCUUGCAAUAGCAGGGAUGUUUGGUGGUUUCAGCAGUUCUUUUUACUCUGCUUACCACAGUAAAAUUCCUAAAGCUCCAGGGUUUGAAAAACGCUUAAAGCUUUAUCAGCUUUUUCACUACAUGAACCAUUGGAACCAUUUUGGUUCAGGGUACAGAGGGUCUUCUCUAAACAUUAUGAGAAAUCUGGUAAAGUGAUAUCUUGCUCAAGCACGAUGCUGCCUGUGUUGCUUGGAAAACUGUGCACUUGAUGAUGCAACUACAGGGCUGGCAAUAUUAAAAUAGCUGUUAGAUCCUUGACCCCAUUGCUCAGCUUAAGACCUAGAAUCUGUGAGUCCUACUGAGUACCAGGUGUGGUAUAUUCAUCCCUUUUUAGCAAAGAUGGAGAGGGAAAUAUCUAAGGAAGCAGCUUAUUUGACUGUGUAAAAGAUCCAUUGAUGUCAAGAAGGCAUUGUGUGCUUGAGACUAGGCAAGUUAAUAGAAAUCAAAGCACUCAAGUGUAAAUUAUGUGGAAUUUUUCUUAGGGACCAGUUGCUCUUAAGAGUAGAGAAAUGCUGGGGAUCAUUUUUGUACCCUAAUGGAAAAUAUUAGAGGAGUGUUUGCGAAAUGUAAAUCUGCUUUCCUUAAUUACUGAGCAGGUGGCUUGAAAACUUGCUCCCUGUUUUUUGCUGUUCCUCCUGCCUAUUCCACGAUAGACUGCUCAGAUCCUUUCAAGUCUUAAUUUCCAGCUAGGUGAAUGGAAACAGUGUAAACAAAAUAUUUGGACAGCCAACAAGAUGGCCGUGUAACAGAAGCUGUACAAAGGGAUUUGGACAAUUGCUAAUUGUUUUGUUAAUGUGAUUUCAUUGAAUGGAGACUGCUUCUCAUUCUGAUGAAAAGCAGUAGGAAGUUUGUAUUUUUUUGGCAUGCAUUUUGCAUUCCUGUUGGCUGUUCUGUGCUUGCCAGUCAGCCAGUUCCUGCAUAGAGAAAUUUUAUUUUCACUGAAACUAGCUCUAUUUUCUGAGUUAUGCUGCUGUCCAAUAGCAUAAAUUCUUAGAGCAGGUUUUCUCAAGUAAGACGCUCUACUUGUGUACAUCACGUGAGGAUGUGCUCUCUCAUUAACAGAAAGGUACAUUUUCUGAUUGCUGUCAUUGCCAACAGGGUAAUGCUAUCAAAUUGUGGUAUGUUCCUCAUAUAAAUUAUGUAGUUUAGCCUACAGGUGCCCUAGGUUAACUUAUUUUUUUCAGUACCCACUAAGUGCACUUUUUAGCUCUAGGGGUAAGAGACAUGGAACCAAAAGCUGUUCUGUAAGUUACAUUUUAACUUCAACUCUUCAUCACUGCCAUAAAUGAUUUAAUGAUAGCUUUGCAUAUUAGCUACUUGUUGUACUUGCAGGAUAAUACUAAAACUGUAACCCUGCUGUUUUUGGUAUAGGGUGGUAAUGAAAUUGCAGUGCCAGGUAGGUGAGAUGAUGAUUCCUAACGUGAAAUUUAAGUGUUUGGGAAUGAUUUUAAUUAAAAAUCUUUUCACUGGAUAUUGGAAGAUCAUUGCAAGUUUUCUAGCUGUUGGUUUUGCAGUUAUUUGUAAGGAUUGGAGAAGACAAUCACUUGAUAUAACUUUGCUUAGUUCUACCACUAGACUCGUUGGCUGUUGAACUUUUGCAAUAAAAAGUUGUAAAGCCUUGCUUGGUAGAAUAGCUGCUCCUUUUGUCUUGUUCCAUAAUAAAAAGUUUUUCCUGUU